UCUCUCUUUCUCUUAAAAGUUUCGAGUUUUGAUUAAUUGGAACCAACCUCAGCAGUGUGGAAACCCUGGCGGAUCCACGGAUCGACACGAGGUCAUCGACGUUGCGGAGAUCCUGCGGUUUCCGAGAUUUGCGCUCUUUUGUCCUUGUUUUUGUGCCAAAAUCGAUCCAUUUCUUGCUCUUCUAGUCGAGUUUGAUGCCGGGUUGAUGCUUUUUGAUGUUUUGCAUUGUUGAAGGGGUUUGCUUGCUUGUUUCGUAGUGAUUCGUAGUGAUUUUCGGUCCACGAUUGAGGUUUUCGUGGUUUAGAUGAUCUUUUGUGAAGCGAGAUCCUUGCUUCUUUGUCUUAUUUUGUUUUUUUGGGGUGUGGAUUGGAGUUUGUGUGUAUAUGAAUUGGAGUCGGAGGUUAGUUUUUUUGAUUUGAUCCGAACUCGGAGGAAAAACGGUCAAAGUCGCCUUUUUUAGGAGUUGUAAAGAAGGAAUUUGAUGUUCUCUUGAGCGAUUGUUGGAGGGCAUAAGAAGCAGAGGAUUUUGGUUUUGUAGUGUUUGUAUUAGUAAUAGUAGGAAGAAGAAUGGUGAGCAGCUCCUUGUUUCACUGUAGAAAGCAUUCAUGGCCUCCGGAUGAAUAUGUUAGCAGGGCCACGUUGCAGUUGUUGGACUUUGAUGGUGCUGCUCCACCAGAGCAGGCAUGGAGAAGGAGGCUGAACAGUCAUGCUAACAGACUGAAAGAAUUUAGUGUGACGUUUAUGGAGGCGAUGAGAAUGUUGGGUCUCGGAGUUCGGCUGUGGUCAUAUGUCAGGGAAGAAGCUUCUUAUGGCAGGAAAGCACCCAUUGAUCCUUUCACUCGGGAAAGAUGCAAACCCUCAGCCUCACAAGGAGUUCCUCUUGGAGGAAUGGGAAGUGGCAGCAUAUCUAGAGGGUUUAGAGGGGAGUUUAAGCAUUGGCAAAUUAUUCCUGGUUUGUGCGAAAUGUCACCUGUUAUGGCAAACCAAUUCUCGAUUUUCAUAUCUCGAGAUGGAGGAAACAAAAAAUAUUCGUCUGUUUUAGCACCUGGCCAUCAUGAAGGGAUAAAGUAGUUUGGUGAUAAGGGCAUAUCUUCUUGGGAUUGGAAUUUAAGUGGCCAGCAUUCCACUUACCAUGCUUUGUUUCCAAGGGCAUGGACUAUCUAUGAUGGUGAACCGGACCCAGAGCUGAAAAUUUCAUGUCGUCAAAUAUCACCAUUCAUACCUCAUGAUUACAAGGAGAGCAGUCUUCCCACUUGUGUCUUUGUUUACACUCUAGUAAAUACUGGGAGGGAAAGGGCAAAAGUCAGCUUGUUGUUUACCUGGGCGAAUUCCAUUGGAGGAGUCUCACACCAAACUGGAGAUCAUGUCAAUGAGCCAUUCAUUGGAGAAGAUGGAGUGUAUGGGGUGCUUCUACAUCACAAGACUGCCAAAGAUAAUCCUCCUGUUACUUUUGCUAUCGCUGCAUGUGAAACCCAGAAUGUUAAUGUGACAGUAUUACCCUGUUUUGGGAUGUCUGGAGAAACUUCUGUUACUGCAAGUGAUAUGUGGAACACUAUGGUGCAGGAUGGGCAAUUUGAUCGUGCAAAUUUUAAUGCUGGGUGUAGUAUGCCAUCUUUGCCUGGCGAGACACUCUGCGCGGCAGUUUCAGCCUCUGCUUGGGUUGAACCUCAUGGAAGGUGCACUGUUGCGUUUGCUUUGGCCUGGUCUUCACCUAAAGUAAAGUUUCAGAAGGGAUGCACUUAUCACAGGAGAUACACAAAAUUUUAUGGAACUUCUGAAAGUUCAGCUAUUAAUCUGGCACAUGAUGCAUUGAUGAGAUAUAAGUGGUGGGAAGAAGAGAUUGAGAAAUGGCAAAAUCCUAUACUCAAGAAUGAAAACCUUCCAGAGUGGUACAAGUUUACUCUUUUCAAUGAGCUUUACUUUCUGGUUGCGGGCGGAACAAUUUGGACAGAUGGUGAACCACCAGCCGCGGAGGAUAGAUCAAACAACGGCUCGCAUCAUAAAUCAACCAAGAAAGAUGGAAGAUCAGGGAUCAACAAAAAAUAGCCGUUUGGAUCUAGUUGCAGGGCAUGCCACUGCAUAUAGUGUAGAAAAUGAUGAUGAAAGAGUCCCUACAGUACCUCUUUUCGAAACAAUAGGUCGACAUUAACUCAGGACUACCAUCCUUUUCUUAAUCCACCGUCUGGUGAUGAAAAUGUCGGGAAGUUCUUGUACUUGGAAGGAGUGGAGUAUAUCAUGUGGUGCACAUAUGAUGUGCACUUCUACGCAUCAUUUGCCCUUCUCGAUCUCUUCCCCAAAAUUGAAUUGUCCAUCCAGCGUGAUUUUGCAAGAGCUGUGUUGUAUGAGGAUAGAAGAAAAGUUAAGUUCCUCGCUGAUGGUAGGUGGGGUAUUCGGAAAGUGAGAGGCGCCGUUCCUCAUGACUUAGGAACACAUGAUCCUUGGCAAGAAAUGAAUGCAUACAAUAUUCACGAUACAAGUCGAUGGAAGGAUCUUAACCCGAAGUUUGUCCUUCAAAUAUAUAGAGAUUUUGCUGCCACUGGUGACAUGUCUUUCGGACGGGAAGUUUGGCCGGCAGUUUGUGCUGCUAUCGAUUACAUGGAACAGUUUGAUCAAGAUGAAGAUGGUCUCAUUGAGAAUGAUGGUUUCCCUGAUCAAACCUAUGAUGCUUGGACGGUUCAUGGGAUCAGUGCUUAUUGUGGAUGUCUAUGGCUUGCUGCACUUCAAGCUGCCGCAGCUAUGGGUCAACGACUCGGAGAUCAUGCCUAUGCUGAAAAAUGUAAGAUUAAAUUCCUCAAAGCCAAAGCUGUAUUCGAAACCAAACUAUGGAAUGGUUCAUACUUUAAUUAUGAUAGUGGGACAAGCAGCAACAGUCGAUCUAUUCAGGCAGAUCAGCUAGCAGGGCAAUGGUAUGUGGCAUCCUCCGGGUUGCCCUCACUUUUUGAUGAGUCUAAAGUCCGAAGCACUCUUCAAAAGAUAUUCGAGUUCAAUGUAAUGAAAGUGAAAGGAGGACGAAUGGGAGCCGUCAACGGAAUGCAUCCUAACGGAAAGGUUGAUGAGUCCUGCAUGCAAUCCCGGGAGAUUUGGACGGGCGUGACCUAUAGUGUCGCCGCCAACAUGCUUCUUGCUGGGAUGGAGCAUCAGGCAUUUACUACUGCUGAAGGUAUUUUUACCUCAGGCUGGUCUGAAGAAGGAUUCGGGUACUGGUUUCAAACUCCGGAGGGAUGGACAACAGAUGGGCAUUAUCGGUCCUUGAUUUAUAUGCGUCCUCUCGCAAUCUGGGCAAUGCAAUGGGCAUUGUCACCUCCCAAGGCAAUACUCGAAGCUCCGAAAAUAAACAUGAUGGAUAGGAUAUAUGAUUCACCGUUCGCCUUAAGAGCUCUAAAUGAAACCGGAGUACGAAAAAUCGCACCCUAAGAGCAGUUGCUUUAGUAAUACUGUUUUUUUCCACUGCGACUGCUGAUUAAUUCUCAGUAGUCUUUACCUAACCUUUUCUUUCGCCUCCAUUAACCCUUUGAAGAAAAA
Dioscorea cayenensis subsp. rotundata (Guinea yam) is the source of this 3522-nucleotide messenger RNA. RefSeq names its product non-lysosomal glucosylceramidase. Lineage: Eukaryota; Viridiplantae; Streptophyta; Magnoliopsida; Dioscoreales; Dioscoreaceae. Gene Ontology annotation, biological process: glucosylceramide catabolic process; carbohydrate metabolic process. Gene Ontology annotation, cellular component: membrane. Gene Ontology annotation, molecular function: glucosylceramidase activity; beta-glucosidase activity. The record is from RefSeq and is a predicted model, not a curated record.